AUGACACCACCGGACAAGUCGUCUACUGAAAGCCGCAUGCACACCCUGUUUGCGGACUUCCAAAAAUCAAUUGAGACUUCCGACAGAGCCAGAGUCUCUGCAGAGCCCAGGGUGCCAUCUCAGAAGAUACCUCGCUCGAUACUUAAGAACCGUGAGCGUACUUCGCCCCGCCAAGAUAGACCUGAAGAUAGACCACGCAAAAGAGUGCGAUUCGAGCCAGCUUCAGGAGGCCCGUUGAAGGAAUCCGUGCUAUCCGGCGCUCACACGCCGGAGAAGUCCAUAGCUAGCUGGUCACUUCGCGGAAAAGUUAAACUACACGAACGACAAAGUCGUCGCAACGGAGGAAAGUCCCCUCAAAGUAUGGGAAACAAAGAGGAUAUUGAAGCCCUCGGAACGGAAGUCAAGAGCUUCAAAAGGGAAUUGGAAACCAUGCGAUCCUGCAGAUCGGAUGCUCGCAGCAGCGAACAAGACAGAUAG
This is a messenger RNA of Penicillium brevicompactum, 477 nucleotides long. RefSeq lists its product as uncharacterized. The record is from RefSeq and is a predicted model, not a curated record. The transcript is spliced from 2 exons. Bases 1 to 477 code for a protein of 158 amino acids. NCBI's taxonomy places the organism in Eukaryota, Fungi, Ascomycota, Eurotiomycetes, Eurotiales, Aspergillaceae.